Mugil cephalus (flathead mullet) is the source of this 1047-nucleotide messenger RNA. Its product is annotated as olfactory receptor 2K2-like. The record is from RefSeq and is a predicted model, not a curated record. NCBI's taxonomy places the organism in Eukaryota, Metazoa, Chordata, Actinopteri, Mugiliformes, Mugilidae. Gene Ontology annotation, molecular function: olfactory receptor activity; G protein-coupled receptor activity. Gene Ontology annotation, cellular component: membrane. Bases 79 to 1047 code for a protein of 322 amino acids. The transcript has a single exon. Gene Ontology annotation, biological process: G protein-coupled receptor signaling pathway.
AGGUGAAUUGUAGUGGGAGACCAGACUCUGUUACCAGCUCAGCAGAACAUUUUGUUGCAUAAAUUCUUAUGCUGUUACAUGAGGGAAAUAUACUUUAUGAAUCUUUGCUGCCUGAUCAUGGAUAACGUAUCUUUUGUAAGAAUUUUCAUUCUGUCAGGGUUUAACGAGACAAUUCAUUACGGAGUCACUCUCUUUGCAUUCACUUCACUGUAUUACAGUUUGAUUUUAUUUUUCAAUAUCUCUCUUGUUAUGAUCAUUGUCUUAGAUGAAAACCUGCAUGAACCUAUGUAUGUUUUAUUGGUGAGCUUUUGCAUUAAUGGGCUUUAUGGCACCACAGGUUUCUACCCAAAAUUCCUCUUAGACCUGCUGUCGUCCUCUCAAGUAAUCUCAUAUGAAGGCUGCCUUAUACAGGCUUUUAUCAUGUACUCAUUUGCUUGCAGUGAUUUGUCCAUCUUAGCAGUUAUGGCCUACGACAGAUAUCUGGCUAUAUGUCGACCACUUCACUACCACUCUUUCAUGACUAAGAGGAGGCUCUCUCAGCUGGUGUGUUUCUCCUGGCUAACACCUUUAUGCAUUUUGUCCAUCAACAUCAUACUCACAUCUAAACUGAAACUAUGUGGAUCAAAAAUCCAGAAAUUAUUUUGUGUGAACUGGAUAAUUGUUAAACUUGCCUGUUCUGAAGCCGAUACCCUUUCAAACAGCAUAUUUGCAUAUAUUACAAUUGUCAUUUAUGUGUGUCACGGGUUUUUCAUCACUUGGACUUACAUGCAUCUAAUUAAAACAUGUGCAAGGUCCAAAGAUGACAGGGUAAAGUUCAUGCAGACGUGCGUGCCACAUUUAGUCUCUUUAACCACAUUCCUGACUGUAAUACUUAUAGAUGUGAUGUACAUGCGGUUUGGCUCUGCUGAUUUACCUCAAAGUCUUCAAAACUUCAUCGCUAUAGAAUUUCUCCUCAUCCCUCCAGUCAUGAAUCCGUUAAUCUACGGAUUUAAACUGACCAAAAUACGAAACCGAAUUCUAGGUUUAGUUGGUGUCAGAAGAAAAUGA